Carassius auratus (goldfish) is the source of this 684-nucleotide messenger RNA. RefSeq names its product renin receptor-like. Gene Ontology annotation, cellular component: external side of plasma membrane; membrane. The transcript has 4 exons. Gene Ontology annotation, molecular function: signaling receptor activity. NCBI's taxonomy places the organism in Eukaryota, Metazoa, Chordata, Actinopteri, Cypriniformes, Cyprinidae. The record is from RefSeq and is a predicted model, not a curated record. The coding region runs from base 1 to 393 and encodes 130 amino acids. Gene Ontology annotation, biological process: positive regulation of Wnt signaling pathway.
AUGGAGGCCAGCAAUUCUUUCACAUUUAAAUCUGUUUGUGCGUGUACAAAGUUUGCAGAUGAUGUCGCCAAUGUCUACUCCAACAAUGCGGUUGUAGAAGUGGUGACGGUGAAGACAUUUGAAGCCCCUCUGACCAAGAAGUCCCGCUCCAUCCUUCAGAUCGGUACGAGAAGAAAGAAUCGUUUCAAGACCCCUUCUAGUAACCAGGGCAGUCUCUACAACCUGGCCUACAAGUACGACUACGAUUACGCCGUGGUCUUUAACAUUGUCCUAUGGCUGAUGAUCGUGUUAGCUUUAGCCGUCAUCGUGAUCUCGUACAACCUCUGGAACAUGGAUCCUGGGUAUGACAGCAUCAUCUACAGGAUGACCAAUCAGAAGAUCCGACUGGACUGAUGACGUCACCCCCACACCCCACUACAUUUUGUGUUUUGUAUUUGAGUGCAUUUAAAUGUUUUAUUUUUGAUGUGGGUACCACAGAAUUGCUUGUGUAAAUGCUUCGCUUUUAUGACGCAAUCAAACACAGAUAUACAGAUUAUUUAUCGAUGCCUGUUGAUAGAUGGACCAAGAAAAUUUGUUUGUGAUGUUUCUUAAUUGCUGUAUCUUGUAGAUUUGCAUAAUGUGAAUCUAUUAAAGAGGAAAAUCUAAAGUUAGGGUGUAAAGAAUUUAACUCUAUUUAUUGUUUGU